CAGGCCCGCCGGAAGUCUAGAGAAGCUCCUUGAAGGCGCCGCCUGGGUGCGACUGGCCGUUGGCCCAUUCCGGCGCGAGAUCCAGCCUUCUAGGAGAACCAUGCCUCCUGCAGCUUUGGGUGCCACCUGUUGUGCCAGGCACAUGCCGCUGCCCAAGAGGAGAUGCUGUUUGAAUUCUCCUUGAAUAUUGAGAGAAGGAAUGCCCUAGCUGCCAGUAGAAAAUUAUCCAAACGAGAACUACAUAAGCCGGGGACCCUGAAUCACCUCCCUCAGGAUGGACUUCUUGGUUCUCUUCUUGUUCUACCUGGUUUUGGUGCUGAUCGGUGUUGUUACAGUAUGCAUCUGCUCAAAAACCCAUUACCUGAAAGGUGUAGUCAGAGGAGGAGCACAGAUAAUUUCCUGUAUAAUUCCAAAAUGCCUUCAGAGAGCUAUGCCAAAAUUGCUUCAUUACCUCUUCCGUACACGAAACCACACCUUCAUUAUCCUGCACCUCAUCUUGCAAGGGAUGGUUUACAGUGAAUACACCUGGGAAAUAUUUGGCUACUGUCGAGAGCUGGAGUUCUCCUUGUGUUACCUUCUUCUGCCCUAUUUUCUGCUGAUUAUAAACCUGGUGUUUUUCACUCUCAGCUGUGUAAGUGACCCUGGUACCAUAACGAAAGCAAAUGAGUUACUGUUUCUUCAAGUUUAUGAAUUCGAUGAAGUGAUGUUCUUAAAGAAUAUGAAGUGCUCUACGUGCAAUUUAAGGAAACCAGCACGAUCCAAACACUGCAGUGUUUGUAACAGGUGUGUGCACCGUUUUGACCACCACUGUGUUUGGGUGAACAACUGCAUUGGAGCCUGGAACGCCAGGUACUUCCUCCUCUACCUCUUGACGUUGACAGCCUCAGCAGCCACCAUGGCCAUCGUGAGCACUGUGUUUCUGGUCCAGUUGGUGGUGUUGUCUGACUUGUAUUUGGAAACUUACAUUGAUCACCUUGGACACUUCCAGGCUGUUGACAUUUUCUUUCUUAUUCAGUACCUGUUUCUGACCUUCCCGAGGAUUAUCUUCAUGCUGGGCUUUGUCAUGAUGCUGAGCUUCCUCCUGGGGGGCUACCUGUGCUUUAUUUUGUACCUGGCUGCCACCAACCAGACCACUAACGAGUGGCACAAUGGUGACCGGGCUUGGUGCCAUCAUUGCCGCCAUGUGACCCGGCCCCUAUCAGCAGAUACCCAGGUCAACCGGAACAUUCACUCCCAUGGGCUUUGGAGCAACCUUGGAGAGGUCUUCCUACCUGCCACUGCACCUUAUGAGAGAAAGAAGAACUGAGAAUGGGAAGUGUUACUGCCAUUUAAAUAUAGUAUACAUUUAUUUAUACAUAUA
Messenger RNA from Nyctereutes procyonoides (raccoon dog), 1360 nucleotides. RefSeq names its product zinc finger DHHC-type palmitoyltransferase 4 (gene ZDHHC4). Gene Ontology annotation, biological process: peptidyl-L-cysteine S-palmitoylation; protein targeting to membrane. Lineage: Eukaryota; Metazoa; Chordata; Mammalia; Carnivora; Canidae. Gene Ontology annotation, molecular function: protein-cysteine S-palmitoyltransferase activity. Gene Ontology annotation, cellular component: endoplasmic reticulum; Golgi apparatus. The record is from RefSeq and is a predicted model, not a curated record. The coding region runs from base 275 to 1306 and encodes 343 amino acids. The transcript has 8 exons.